GUGCUGUUGUUGGGUCUGCAGCGUGGGUGCACGGCCGGAGCGGCGGUGGGUGUAGCGCUCGCUGGCGCUGCGGGCGCGGGAGCCUCGCUGGCGGUGGUGCUGCUACCGGCCAUGUCGUGGAAGAAGCCCAAAGAUUCUGCCAGAGGAUGCUCUCAAUAUAACAUCUGCAGAGGAGAGAGAAACUAUUCCCGUUUUUCCUCUUCUGACUUUUCCACCAGUCUUGGGUUGGAAGACUUCUCUGUAAGUGACACAUCUGGAACAGAGGAGGACACAGACUCAGCUGUCUUAUAUGGAACUUUGCGAGGAAGUGUUGUUGGAUUACGGUACUACACAGGGAUUGUUAAUAACAAUGAAAUGGUUGCACUUCAGAGGGAGCCCAGUAAUCCUUAUGAUAAAAAUGCAGUGAAAGUGAAUAAUGUGAAUGGAGACCAGGUAGGCCAUAUAAAAAAAGAACUAGCGGCAGCAUUGGCAGGCAUUAUGGACAACAAACUAGCAUUAAUUGAAGGGGUUGUCCCUUAUGGAGCAAAAAAUGCCUUUACCAUGCCUGUACAAAUGAGCUUUUGGGGAAGAGAAGAAAACAAGGAAGCAGUGCUAGAUCAGCUAAAAAGGCACGGAUUUAAAUUGGCUCCUCCUCUAAAAGGUUCAGAAUGUGAUUUUGCAUCAAAGUGGAUUUCUGCAAGAGCUGGUCCAAGUUACAGUGCUCCAGUUCAUGCUGCUGUGCAGUUGACACCUGAACAGCUUAAAAGUGAAUUUGACAAAUUGUUUGAGGAUCUGAAAGAAGAUGAUAAAACUUGUGAACUGGAAGGAGCAGAGGCUGUUGCCACACUCUUGCUUCCCCAUCAGAAGCAGGCUUUAGCUUGGAUGGUUUCACGUGAGAACAGUAAUGAUUUGCCACCAUUUUGGGAAGAGAGAAGUAACUUCUAUUACAAUACGCUUACAAAUUUUGCAGAAAAGCAGCGACCUAAAAAUGUUAUUGGAGGAAUACUGGCUGAUGAUAUGGGACUGGGUAAAACACUUACUACUAUUGCAUUGAUUCUCACAAAUUUUCAAGAUGGCAAGCCUCUUCCUGUUCAAAAGAUCCCAAGUGAUAAGUUUUAUGAGGAAUCUGGUACUAACAGCAUGAACAGCGUUGGACACAGACUAUGUAAAGACUCUAGCAAUGUGAUGGACCCUGCUGUUUCUAGCAUAAAAAAGUUGGAAACUACUCUGCUGAAAUACUCAAGUUGUCUUCCAAAAAGUGAUAAAGCCAAGAAACCCAGAUAUUCAGGAAGCAGUGACUUGGAUGAGUCUGAAGAAUUGCUACGGAAACAAACCAAAACAACUUCCUGUGUUAUCCAAGAAGACCCAGGCUUUGCAUCUGUUCUUCUACCUUCAUCUGCUUCUUUAAAAAGAGGAACAAAGAGAAAAGGUACCACUAGCAUUCAGUCAGUUGAGACGAAAUAUUCUGGUGAUGGCCCCAGCGCAACGCUGAUUGUAUGUCCACUGUCUGUCUUAAGCAACUGGAUUGACCAGUUUGAACAACACAUUCACCAAAAUUUUCAUGUUAAUAUUUAUGUUUAUUACGGUUCUGACCGUAGCAGAGACCCAUCGUUUCUUUCAGAACAAGACAUUGUACUGACAACAUACAACAUCUUGGCUACUGAUUACGGAAUGAGAGGUGACAGCCCUUUACACAAAGUCACAUGGCUGAGAAUUGUGUUGGAUGAGGGGCACACUAUACGGAAUCCAAAUGCUCAGCAAACUAAAGCUGCCUUAAAUCUGGAUGGACACAGAAGAUGGGUACUUACAGGCACUCCUAUUCAGAAUUCUGUAAAGGAUUUAUGGUCACUUAUUUCCUUCUUAAAACUGAAACCUUUUACUGAUCGAGAGUGGUGGCACAGAACAAUUCAACGUCCAGUCACAAUGGGAGCUCCAGGAGGACUUGGACGUUUACAGUCUCUGAUUAGGAGUAUUACCCUUAGAAGAACCAAAAAAAGUAAGAUUAAAGGAAAACCUGUUUUGGAGUUACCAGAACGAAAAGUACUCAUUCAACAUAUUACACUCACAGAGGAAGAGAGACAAAUCUAUCAGUCUGUGAAGAAGGAGGGCAAAGCUGCUAUUAGCAGAUUUUUCAGUGAAGGGACUGUACUGGCUCACUAUGCUGACAUCCUUGGUGUCCUCCUCAGAUUGAGGCAGCUUUGUUGUCAUCCUCGUCUUUGUAUAAAUACAUCUUCGUCUAGUUUUUCAGCUGAUAGUAAAACUCCUGAAGAAGUGCAUGAGAUGUUAGUGAAUAAAAUGAAGUUGGUUCUGAGCUCUGGUUCAGAUGAAGAAUGCGCAGUUUGCUUGGAAUCGCUGACUGUUCCUGUGAUAACACGCUGUGCGCAUGUGUUUUGUAGGCCGUGUAUUUUUGAAGUCAUUAGAAGUGAACAGCCAAAUGCCAAAUGCCCUCUCUGUAGGAGUGAGCUUCGAGCAGAGCACUUGGUGGAAUGUCCCCUAGAAGGGGAAAUAGAUUCCAGUAAUGAAAAGAAGUCUGAUCAGGAGUGGAUAUCCAGUUCAAAGAUAAAUGCUCUCAUGCAUGCUUUGAUAGAACUACGGAGGGAUGAUCCAACUGCUAAAUGUCUAGUUGUUUCUCAGUUUACAACUUUCCUGUCACUGAUAGAAAAUCCCUUGAAAGAAUCAGGGUUUGCCUUUACUCGUUUGGAUGGGUCAAUGGCUCAGAAGAAAAGAGUAGAAGCAAUUCAGUGUUUCCAAAGCAGCCAAGCAGGAUCCCCAACUGUAAUGCUUUUGUCACUGAAAGCAGGUGGAGUUGGAUUAAAUCUGACAGCAGCUUCCCGAGUGUUUUUAAUGGAUCCCGCUUGGAAUCCUGCUGCAGAAGACCAAUGUUUUGACAGAUGUCACAGGCUGGGUCAGAAGCAUAGUGUUGUUAUUACUAAGUUCAUUGUGAAGGAUUCAGUGGAAGAAAAUAUGCUGAAAAUUCAGAAAAAGAAGAGGGAACUUGCAGCAGGAGCCUUUGCUACCAAAAAGCCUUCAGCAAGUGAAAUAAAACAAACCAAAAUUAAUGAAAUUAAGGCUCUAAUUGAUUUAUAGCUUGAAAUUGUGGUAAAAUAAUAUAUUUAAUAUUUUAGUUAAUAUUGCUCUUCAAGUUACAUGUCUCAUGCUAACUUCUAAUUUUGCUGUCUUUGCAGGCAAAACAUAAAUGCUUCACAUAAACUAUAAAAUCUAAUUUUCUCCUAAAUGUUAAUUUUAGAAAUGCACAAACUUGUUUUGUAUUCCUGAAAUUUUGCUAGUGUUCACUCCUUCGAAAUGUUGCCUGUUAUGCACAGCGCUUAAGAACACAUAAAAAUCCCUGAAAACAGAAAUGCAUAUUCAUGCAUUCUGAUUUGCAAGAAUUUCAUGUCUUUUUAGAGGUAACAAAAGGUUUUGUCCUUCAGAUAAAACCCUUAAGAAAUGAAUUAGCUUCAUGUUUCAAUCUUGGUGUUUCCCGAUACCCAAACAGAUCAUCUGGAUUGUUUGUUUCAGAAUAGGUGGUCAUUGACCACUUGAGAAAGAAUUCUUACUUUUGCAGACUAUGUUCAAAGAUGGUAUUUAAUUUAAAGUUCUAAAAUAUUCUAAAUGAUACACAGGUGCAGCAGGGAGUUCCUCUGUUGAUUACUUCUCAGGAGAUAGUAAAAAUGAAGUACUUAAAAUUUGUAAAACUUUUGUAAUAUUUUACUUCCUUUAGGCAGAAUUCCACUUAUUUUUGUAAAAAUAAAGGUUUUAUGAUUGAAUAAAAUGCUAGAAUCAUAGGCUUAUAUUGAUAACAUGCUUUCUUUUAGUUUCUGUAGACACUUUGAACAGUAAAACUAUGCUAUAUGCAAAGUAGAAUAUGACCAACUCACUGGCCAAUGAAUCAGUUAGUCCUUGCAAAAUAAAUUAAUAGCUGCCAGCUUUCUAACGGUUUUCUUGUGCUGCUAAGUGUUUUUUCAGUCCCAUAUAUAUGUCUUAAUGGAAUGCUGAUCUGCAUGCAUCUUGAUUUAUAUAGGAAGAAUUCGGUAAGCUACUCAUGUUCAUGUACUGCAAAGUAUUAAGUAGCACUGGAAAAUCUCAGUUGAGUGUUCUUGUCUGUUCCUAAUGCUGUACUGCCUUCCCUAUAACGCUUAGACUUCGAAUUGGAAGCAGAGAUUGCUAUAUUUAGGUGCUAUUUAGAUUCUAUGUUUAGAUUCAGGAAGUGUGUUUGGCAGCAGAGAAAUGGAAUCUGACUUACUUCUAAUGCCUUUCACCUUUUCUUAUGUCUUAGAAUACCCGUCAGCUGAUUGUAAGAUGAAUUGUGAACAUAGGAAAUGGAAAAGGACUUGAGAAAUAAAGGGAAGAUGUCUGAUAUUUGGAGAAACAGUUAGCCAAUGGAAGGAGUGAGAAAGGAAUUCAGAAUAUGUAGCCCGAUGCAGUUUUCUGGGGAUCCAGCAUCUUAGCUAUGGAGAAAGGUGUGUUUUUAAUUUUCUCUAAUAGACUUAAAAGAUGUGAAUAAUGGAAAACCCAUGAACCCCAGUAACUGGUUGUUACUGGAAAGUUGACAAAAGAACAAGAAAAGAGUUACACAUUAUUUUUGUUGUUUGUUUUUUUUAAGUUUAUAUAACUUUGUGUUUUUGUGGUUCAGAUUCUGCUGUUUAGAGAUAAGCUGGAGAAAUAAUUCUGAUUAUGAAUAAAAGACUUGACUUCGUGUCA
Molecule: messenger RNA, 4680 nt
Organism: Strigops habroptila (Kakapo)
Lineage: Eukaryota; Metazoa; Chordata; Aves; Psittaciformes; Psittacidae
Gene: HLTF
Product: helicase like transcription factor
Exons: 24
Coding region: 112-3066 (984 amino acids)
Molecular function (GO): hydrolase activity, acting on acid anhydrides, in phosphorus-containing anhydrides; nucleic acid binding; zinc ion binding
Source: RefSeq, a predicted model, not a curated record